This is a messenger RNA of Dicrocoelium dendriticum, 761 nucleotides long. Lineage: Eukaryota; Metazoa; Platyhelminthes; Trematoda; Plagiorchiida; Dicrocoeliidae. The record is from the annotation of a GenBank genome assembly.
CAGUGGAGGCGAACAGCAAUGGUAUCAUCCAUGCGACGGCAAAUUUCACAGGAACCAGAUGGGAUCUCUAUGGUGUACACCAGAUCAUUUCAGACCAAGUCAAAUUUACAGCUCAACUCUCAUAUCUCCACGGAAAUGCGACUGUCGUAUAUCGAUCCUCUCAGAAUGGCUCAUCAAAGCUAAUGAUCUACAGUGCGCAUAAGGAUUGGCCGUUUCAAAUGCAAAUGAGGCAACUGUCCAUACGGUCACAACAUCCGCACUAUCCACUAUUCCAUCGCACUCAUCAAGAGGUGUUCCUUACAAUGGGACACAACCGCAGUGCAAGUUUACAAGCGGAAUGGAACAUCGGCUCAAGGAAUGGCGAACUCCGACAGGGAGUCGUGAUACUGCGUCAUCAUUCCCAGCCUGGUGUCACCGAUCUACGAAUUGACAUCAUCUGGACAGAGGGAGAUCAACCUAGUGAACUGUAUUCUACCGUUCAGACUUAUUCCAGAAGCUUAAAAAUAGUCAACAAGUUGAAGAGACCAGGAAUGAAAAGCUCCGACUUGUCAAUCGGCUUCAAUCAAUCGUUGUCGCAAAACUUUUGGAUGUUACAUACAAAUCAGCCGGGUAUUUUUAGCGCAAAUCUAUGGACGGAGGCAGAAACCUAUCCGCAGUUAAAUUCCAAGGCAUCCGUAAUCUGGCGGUUUGGAUAUCAACUGGACCAAGGAGGCGACACAUGGUUUUAUGCCUCAUUAAGCAUACCUGAAAAAGUGAGGUAA